Messenger RNA from Dioscorea cayenensis subsp. rotundata (Guinea yam), 1373 nucleotides. Its product is annotated as WUSCHEL-related homeobox 9-like. The transcript is spliced from 4 exons. The coding region runs from base 203 to 1246 and encodes 347 amino acids. Gene Ontology annotation, biological process: regulation of developmental process. Gene Ontology annotation, molecular function: DNA binding; DNA-binding transcription factor activity. NCBI's taxonomy places the organism in Eukaryota, Viridiplantae, Streptophyta, Magnoliopsida, Dioscoreales, Dioscoreaceae. The record is from RefSeq and is a predicted model, not a curated record.
CAUCCCUAUAUAUAUAUAAUUGAUAUCUAGACAGACAGGUUGAUAGAUUAUAAAGAAAGAGAUAUAUAUAUAUAUACACAGAGGGGCCGGGAGAGAGAGAAAAGAUCAGUAAGGGUUAAUUUCUGAAAAGAAAAAGCCUUGCUUUCCUCUAAACAAAAGAAGCAGCAGCAGCAGCAGCAUCAUCAUCAUCAACAACAUCAUCAUGGCCUCAUCCAACAGGCACUGGCCUAGCUUGUUCAAGUCCAAACCUUGCAACACUCACCACCAAUGGCAAUCUGACAUCAACCACUCUUCUUCUCUCCUUUCAAGCUCCUGCCAGAAACCUCCCUUCUCUUCUGCUGGUUCAGUAAAUGAUGAGAGAACUCCGGAGCCAAAACCAAGAUGGAACCCUAAACCGGAGCAAAUCAGGAUCUUGGAAGCAAUCUUCAACUCAGGCAUGGUGAAUCCUCCCAGAGAUGAGAUUCGCCGGAUAAGAGCUCAGCUUCAGGAGUACGGUCAGGUCAGCGACGCCAAUGUCUUUUAUUGGUUUCAGAACCGCAAGUCUCGGAGCAAACACAAGCAACGUCAGCUCGCCGGCCGCUCACCUCGCUCUAACACCACAACCAUCACUACUAAUGCUAUUACUAACACUAGUCAUGCAAUCAAAGCUUUUGAUCCUUCUUCAUCUUCUUCAUCAUCUUCCGACCGAUCAUCAGGUGGUUCAGAUAAAACUCCUCCACCACCAACUUCAAUGGUAAAUUCCAUCAUUGAAUUGUCAGCUUCACCUACACCAUCAGUGAACCAGACAUUGAUACAUGGCACUACUACUCACACUGAGCUCUCCGGUGAGCAUUUCUUCUUCCCAGCACCACCACCGCAGGGAUACUACUUCUCUGAUCUCAUGGGUGUUGUCUCUGCUCCGGAGAAUGGCCUCUGGAGUGAUCUUAUCUCACAAGAGAAUGCAAAAGCUGGUGCUGGUGCUGGUGCUGGUGCUAUGGAUGUCACUGAGAUGACCACAAACACAAACACUGCAAAUAAUACUAUUACUAGUCAUGUCAAUGAGUUACAAGGAAUGGGAGGGGUGAAUAAAUUGAUGGUAUUUAUAAAUGAGGUGGUGUUCGAGGUGGUGGCCGGGCCGCUGAAUGUCCGGGAAGCAUUCGGGGAGGAGGCGGUCCUCCUCCACGCCUCCGGCCAACCAGUGCUCACCGAUGAAUUUGGUGUCACUCUGCAACCCCUUCAACAUGGAGCUUCCUACUAUUUGGUUUAAGGGAAUUGGAGAACUUGGAUGUAAUGGAGUUUUUCUUUUUGUGGUCUUUAAUGGUCCUUUAUUGUCAUUAGUAUUAUAUCCAUGUCUUGUAUCUUGUUGUAUUUCUCAAGGACUAAUUAAGCUUCUC